AUGAAUCUAAACGUCUGGACAGCAGCAAGUGAUGGCGAUAUGGCAAGUGUCAAAGCAUUUCUGGCAAGUGGUGGCGAUAUUAAUGCGAAGGAUGAAAACGGAUACACGCCUUUGCAGGCAGCAGUGAGCUACAGUCACAUGGAAUUGGUGGUGUUCUUGCUGGCUAGUGGAGCAGAGGUUCAAUUGGGAGACAAUGAGAUGGAUACACCCCUGCAUCGAUGCGAAACGGUUGAAUGUGCUAAGGUGUUGCUGGACCACGGGGCAGAGAUGAAUGUACGCAAUUCCGAAGGACAAACGCCGUAUGAUGUUGCUAUUGAGGACGAAAACGAAGAGCUCAAGACGUUGUACGACAAUCUCGGCGCUGAAAAGUCGAACAUGAUUGUGGAAGAGGAGGAGGACGGGAGGUUUCCAAAUGGCGUCGAAUGGGAAGAAUAG
This is a messenger RNA of Peronospora farinosa, 435 nucleotides long. The record is from the annotation of a GenBank genome assembly. Lineage: Eukaryota; Oomycota; Peronosporomycetes; Peronosporales; Peronosporaceae.